Entrophospora sp. SA101 is the source of this 1023-nucleotide messenger RNA. Lineage: Eukaryota; Fungi; Glomeromycota; Glomeromycetes; Entrophosporales; Entrophosporaceae. The record is from the annotation of a GenBank genome assembly.
AUGGAUACAACAAAUCUAGUAAAUUGUGAAGUCACAACAAUACUAAAUGACGCAUCUCAAAUAUCGUCGUCGUCGUCAUCUGUAGCUGAUGCCGAUGAAGAUCUAAUUUCAAAGCUUACACAAUUUGAAUCGAAUUUAAUAGGAUCAAAUGUUAUUUAUUAUAUGAUUAAAAGAAGAGUAGAACUAGAUAAAAUAAAUGAUUUUUUGGAAAAUAAUUGGAGCAAAUUUGUAAAUUUGAAAAUUUUUUCUAAUUCUUCUUUUAACGACCGUGAUGGUGAUAGAAAAAGAAAAUAUUGUGAAAAGGUUUUUUCUGAAUAUUUUAUGUUAAUAACUGAGUUGGCGGUAUUUUUAAAAUCUGUACAUGAUUCGGCUGAUAAGAAAGGGAAAUUGGAAUAUUUCUAUGCUACAGGGAAUUACUUGUUAUAUAUGUUUGCUAAAAUAUUAAGGCGCCUUAAUAAUAAUAGCUAUGAUGAUAAAUUGAAGGGUAUUUUCUUGAGUAAAUUUAACUUGAGGUUUGAAAAAAGAUUAGAAAAUACUUUAAAUGCUUCGGUUGAUAAACAAUGCGUAGCGAUUAUUAAUGAUGAUGAGUUUACUCUAAAUAACUUUAUUGAGUAUCUUAAUUUACUCUCAACAAAUUCAUCACCAUCUUCAUCUAAUAACCAAAAACAACAAGAUUUCUUUAAUAAAUUUCAUCGAAUUAUUGACAAUGAUUUUAGUCAAACAUUAAUUAAUGAUAAACUACCGAUUUAUAUAAAUGAUGAAUUUAUGGAAUUAAGGAUUAUUCUCAGCGUAUAUGAUUACAAAGGUUAUAAAAAUAAACCAUUGGACGACGAAUGUUUUACAAAAUGCUUGGAAAGACAAAUAAUUUUAAUUGGUGAUUCGAUUUGUAUCUGUUUAGAAAAUAUAUAUAUUUAUUACAAUGAAAAAAUAGAAAAUGUUUAUAAUGAUAAAUCAAAAAUGAAAGGAAUUUAUAAAAAAUCCAAGGAAGAGUACAAGAAGUUAUUAUCGGAGGAAACAAAUUAA